This is a messenger RNA of Oncorhynchus tshawytscha (Chinook salmon), 462 nucleotides long. RefSeq names its product probable G-protein coupled receptor 83. Gene Ontology annotation, cellular component: membrane. Gene Ontology annotation, molecular function: G protein-coupled receptor activity. Lineage: Eukaryota; Metazoa; Chordata; Actinopteri; Salmoniformes; Salmonidae. Gene Ontology annotation, biological process: G protein-coupled receptor signaling pathway. Bases 1 to 462 code for a protein of 153 amino acids. The record is from RefSeq and is a predicted model, not a curated record. The transcript has a single exon.
AUGCGAGUUGCGUGUCUGUGGCUGUCCCUCACCUAUUUGGUCCCCAGCCUCGACGGGUUGGGGGCACGGGAAUACAACAACUCAACCAUUUUCGGCGGGGGUCUAUUUGUGGAUGCAGAAGGGCUGCUGAACCUGUCAGCUCCGUAUACGCCCAACCUGACAAAUGUCUUCUCGCUUGACCUGGACGACGGCACGCUCGCGGACUGGCGCUCCAUGGCAGUUAAGAAUUGCUACGGUGGAGAGUCCCAUAACCGGACCGUGAAAUCCCUACUGGUCCUGGCUUACUCGUUCAUCAUUGUCAUCUCGCUGUUCGGAAACACGCUGGUGUGCCAUGUGGUGAUCAAGAACAAGCGGAUGCACUCCGCCACGAGUCUGUUCAUCAUUAACCUCGCAGUGGCAGACAUUCUUAUAACGCUGCUCAACAUGCCCUUUACUUUGGUGCGAAUCGGACCGGAGACAUGA